Molecule: messenger RNA, 2985 nt
Organism: Carica papaya (papaya)
Lineage: Eukaryota; Viridiplantae; Streptophyta; Magnoliopsida; Brassicales; Caricaceae
Gene: NSF
Product: AAA-type ATPase family protein
Biological process (GO): Golgi to plasma membrane protein transport; SNARE complex disassembly; intra-Golgi vesicle-mediated transport
Cellular component (GO): Golgi stack
Molecular function (GO): ATP binding; ATP hydrolysis activity
Source: RefSeq, a predicted model, not a curated record
AGGGUCGGGUCUCGGGAUCAAGCUGCGUUUACUUGCUUUGGUUUCCAUCUAUUUGUCCUUUUCUCCCUCCCGCGCAGGACCCAAAACCAACUGUUUCCUCUUCUCCUUUUCUUCAUCGGGUUUCCUUUGCUCAGAAGAAAUCCCCUUUCUUCUCUCUACUUCCACAAAUUCUUACUACGGGAUUGAUCUGAACAGCGAUGGCAGGUCGGUUCAGGUCGCCAUCCUCUGCAGCCAAGAACAUGAUCGUGACUAACACACCUGCGUCAGAUCUCGCCGUCACCAAUCUCGCUUUCUGCUCCCGCUCCGAUCUUCAAAGCUUCGCCGUCCCUGGCACCAGCCUCUUCCUCGCUAACGUUGGAUCCUUUGUCCUCUCUCUUGCUCCGCAUGAGAACAUUCGUGAUGGAUAUAUUGCAUUGAAUGCAAUCCAACGUCGGGAUGCUAGAGUUUCUACUGGUGAGCCGAUAUCCGUGUGCAGAUUUAUUCCUCCAGAAAAUUUUAACCUUGCAAUACUAACACUUGAAUUAGAAUUUGUGAAGAAGGGUAAAAGUGAACAGGUUGAUGCUAUUCUCCUUGCUAAGCAACUGAGGAAGAGGUUCAUUGAUCAGGUUAUGACAGCAGGCCAAAGAGUUUCAUUUGAAUAUCAUGGAACUAAUUAUAUUUUCACGGUCAAUCAAGCUGUUGUCGAGGACCAAGAAAAAUCAAGUGGAAUUGAAAGGGGAAUGAUCUCCAACGAUACAUAUAUCAUCUUUGAAGCAUCAAAUGCAAGUGGAAUAAAGAUACUCAAUCAGCGUGAAGCUGCCAGUAGCAACAUCUUUAGGCAUAAGGAGUUCAAUCUACAGUCACUGGGUAUAGGUGGCAUAAGUGCAGAGUUUGCCGAAAUAUUUCGAAGAGCUUUUGCAUCUCGUGUAUUUCCUCCUCAUGUGACAAAUAAAUUAGGGAUUAAGCAUGUAAAGGGAAUACUACUGUAUGGACCUCCUGGUACUGGCAAAACUCUUAUGGCUCGUCAAAUUGGAAAAAUGUUGAACGGAAAGGAACCAAAGAUUGUUAAUGGUCCAGAGGUCCUAAGUAAAUUUGUUGGUGAGACUGAAAAGAAUGUUAGGGACCUCUUUGCUGAUGCUGAGCAGGAUCAAAGAACUCGUGGGGAUGAAAGUGAUUUGCAUGUCAUAAUUUUUGAUGAAAUUGAUGCCAUUUGUAAAUCAAGAGGGUCAACCAGAGAUGGUACAGGAGUUCAUGACAGCAUCGUGAACCAGCUGCUUACAAAGAUAGAUGGAGUGGAGUCCCUAAAUAAUGUUUUGCUUAUUGGAAUGACCAACAGAAAAGAUUUACUUGAUGAAGCCCUUUUGAGACCAGGAAGACUAGAGGUUCAAGUUGAGAUAAGCCUUCCAGAUGAAACUGGCCGUCUGCAGAUUCUUCAAAUUCAUACAAACAAGAUGAAGGAGAGUUCUUUUCUUGCUCCUGACGUGAACCUUCAAGAGCUUGCUGCUCGUACAAAAAACUACAGUGGUGCUGAACUAGAAGGUGUUGUCAAAAGCGCGGUAUCUUUCGCUUUGAACAGACAACUAAGCAUGGAUGACCUAACCAAGCCAGUUGAUGAAGAGAAUAUUAAAGUUACCAUGAAUGAUUUUCUAAAUGCACUCCUAGAAGUUAUACCUGCAUUUGGAGCCUCCACAGAUGACCUUGAGCGUCGCAGGCUUAAUGGCAUGGUGGAAUGUGGCAAUCGACAUAAGCAUAUUUAUCAAAGGGCUAUGCUCCUGGUGGAGCAAGUUAAAGUGAGUAAAGAUAGUCCUCUUGUUGCAUGUCUACUGGAAGGGCCAAGUGGCAGUGGCAAGACUGCUUUGGCAGCUACAGUUGGCAUUGACAGUGAUUUUCCAUAUGUUAAGAUAAUCUCUGCUGAAUCAAUGAUUGGUCUUCAUGAAAGCACGAAGUGUGCGCAAAUAAUUAAGGUGUUUGAGGAUGCAUAUAAAUCUCCAUUGAGCAUCAUUAUCCUUGAUGAUGUUGAAAGGUUAUUGGAGUAUGUUCCAAUCGGGCCUCGGUUCUCAAAUUUGAUUUCUCAAACACUCUUGGCUCUCCUCAAACGACUUCCUCCUAAGGGGAAAAAACUUAUGGUGAUAGGGACAACCAGUGAAGUGGGCUUCUUAGAGUCACUUGGUAUUUGUGAUGCUUUUGCUGUAACUUAUCAUGUUCCUACAUUGAAAACAGAUGACGCAAAGAAGGUAUUGGAACAACUAAAUGUAUUUGCUAAAGAAGAUGUCGACUCUGCUGCAGAAGCACUGAAUGAUAUGCCUAUCAAGAAGCUAUAUAUGUUGAUUGAGAUGGCGGCUCAGGGAGAACAAGGUGGAGCAGCAGAGGCCAUUUACUCUGGUAAAGAAAAGAUUAACAUUGCUCACUUCUAUAAUUGCCUUCAGGAUGUUGUCAGAUACUAGUUUGUUGGCAUCCAUUUUCCUGGAUCGCAAUCUAUAGUCAGUGUUGGUUCUUUUUGCACUUAGUAACUUUUGCUCAUGCUUUUGUUUCCUAUUUCCCGUGUAUUAUCUUUUUGGUGAUCUGGAUACUGACAUGAGGUUUGGGGCAUCUUUCCUUUUUUACCUAUUAUGUCUUGGCCAAUUUUUCAGAAAUUAUGUUACCUUAUAGUUAUAAGUAGAAAUUAAUUUGAGUUGUAUUUUGAAAGUGGUUAAAGUUUGGGGCAUCUCCUCCUUAACCCUGUACGUCUUUCCAGUUCUAUUUUAAAAGCAUCUAUGGGAAUGGGGCUAUUCCUCCAGUUUGAGCUAUAUAUUAGCUUGAGAUCUUGAGUUCUGAUUUUGAAAGGGGUGCUUGACACAAAAUUCUGUUGUAUUCCAGGGACUUCUUUGAUUGUUAUUUCUUAAGAUGUGGUUUGAAUAACUAUUUUGGGACAAAGUAAAGUGUAACGAACCUCCCUAAGCUAAUAGAGGGGCUUGCCAUUGUGUGCUACAUUUGGUUUUUGUUGAAUUAUUGAUAAAGCCUUGUGCA